Molecule: messenger RNA, 1242 nt
Organism: Tinamus guttatus (white-throated tinamou)
Lineage: Eukaryota; Metazoa; Chordata; Aves; Tinamiformes; Tinamidae
Product: histamine H3 receptor
Biological process (GO): chemical synaptic transmission; adenylate cyclase-inhibiting G protein-coupled acetylcholine receptor signaling pathway; G protein-coupled receptor signaling pathway, coupled to cyclic nucleotide second messenger
Cellular component (GO): synapse; dendrite; plasma membrane
Molecular function (GO): histamine receptor activity; G protein-coupled serotonin receptor activity; G protein-coupled acetylcholine receptor activity
Source: RefSeq, a predicted model, not a curated record
AUGCUCAACAGCACCGCCGAAGCUCUGCCGACCACGACAAUAUGCAACAGGACGGCGUCCUCACAGCCAUCCAACUCACAGUUCUCGCUGGGAGUGCUGGUGCUCCUGGCUGUCCUCAUGGUGCUGCUCGCUCUGGUCACCAUCCUUGGCAACGCCUUGGUGAUCCUUGCUUUCCUACUGGACAGAAACCUCCGGCAUCGGAGUAAUUACUUCUUUCUCAAUCUUGCGAUUUCUGACUUUGCAGUGGGUGCUUUUUGUAUACCUUUGUACAUCCCUUAUGGCCUGACAGGGAAGUGGCACUUGGGAAGAAGCCUGUGCAAGCUCUGGCUAGUUAUGGACUAUCUUUUGUGUACAGCUUCAGUGUUUAAUAUUGUCCUUAUCAGCUAUGACCGUUUCCUGUCAGUUACGAAAGCUGUGUCCUACCGAGUGCAGCAGGGAGCAGCCUCCAGCCCCGUUGUGAAGAUGGCGGCCAUCUGGGCCUUGGCCUUCCUGCUCUACUGCCCGGCAGUUCUCUUCUGGGAGCUCGUGGCCGGCUGCAGCGUGGUGCCGCCGGACGAGUGCUACGCCGAGUUCUUCAACAACUGGUACUUCCUGCUGUGUGCCUCCACCGUGGAGUUCUUUGUGCCACUGGUCUCUGUGACCUAUUUUAAUGUGCACAUCUUCCGGGAUAUCCAUAAGCGCCAGAGACGUGGCAGCGUGUUGGACAGUGAGCCGCCCAAGAGCGGUAAGCGCCAGAGACGUGGCAGUGUGUUGGACAGCGAGCCGCCCAAGAGCGGUGGCCUGUCUUGGAGAUUUUGCCUCCUGCCAAGGCAAGGCUUAUCUUCUUCGGAAGCAGAGGACAGCGUUUCAUCAUUAAGUAGGUCGUGGAAACUGGCAGGUUCUUCUCCAACACGAACCAACUCCAUAAUCAUCAAAAAUGAUUCCUCUGCUUCUUUCCGUGUAAAAAACAGAUCAAAACUGCAACGGGAUAAGAAAAUUGCAAAGUCACUUGCCAUAAUUGUGUGCAUCUUUGCCAUUUGUUGGGCCCCGUAUACGUUACUAAUGAUAAUUCGUGGGGCCUGCCAAGGAACCUGUGUCCACAACUCCUUGUAUGAAAUAACCUUUUGGCUUUUAUGGCUCAAUUCAUCUUUGAAUCCAUUUCUCUACCCUCUCUGCCAUAUGAGAUUUCGAAUGGCUUUUGUUAAAAUAUUAUGUCCCAAAAAGUUUGCAACAUUAAGAUCACAUGACACACCUUCUUUUUAG